AUGUCCUCAUCCAAACACCCUCUCGCUGAAGCCGGCCUAGAUGCCCCACCGUCGAAAAAGCCGCGAUUCAGCGUGCGCAACCCAUCAGCACUUGUAGCCGACGAUGCCACUGAAGACAAUGCCGAGCUAGACGCCGACGUGAUUGGUACAAACAGACCACAUCAUCGGCGUGGCGCCGUGAACAUUGAUGGUUUCGAUUCGGAUAGUGAUGGAGGGGACAACUUCGACGAGCGCGCUGCAGUGAAGGCGCGGGCAGAGAAGAAAGCGCAACGCAGCAAAUAUGAGGAGCAGGCGGAUAUGUUUGCAGACCUGGAGGAGGAUUUUGGAGACGGGGCCGUCGAAGAAGAUGAGGGUGGAAAGCGAAAAAAGGAUGUCCGGUUUCUAAACGAUGACCAGAUCGAGGGACAAGUCAAGAAUUCACGAGCUGGAGGGCACGUUAGUGAUAGACUGAAGCUCACCGAGCAGGAGGCCAGAUACAUGGAGAAGCAUGGCAGGUUACCUGCCUCGGCUGGGCUCGAGGAAGCGGGCGAUUCGUCAAGCGAUAGCGAGGUGGACGAUGAGACGCGCGCGGCACUCGACGAAGAGAUCGAUGAAGAGCUCGGAGCCGGCGCUAAGACACGACAUGCCCCCAAGCUUGAUGCGUUCAACAUGCGCAACGAGCAGGACGAAGGCCAAUUCGAUGAGAGUGGCAACUUUGUCCGGAAAGCUACAGAUCCAGACGCCGUCCACGACCGAUGGCUGGAAGGCACAUCCAAGAAGGACAUGAAAAAGGCCAAGGAAGCCAUGGAGAAGCGUGAGCAGGAUCGGCGGGCAAGGGACCUGGCAGAUGAUUCUCGGAGUACAGCUGAUGCAUUGAAAGAUUUGAUCGCACAGAUGGAAGUGGGCGAGACUGUCCUAGAAGCUCUUGCAAGACUUGGGAAAGGGAAAGAGAAGAAGAAAGCGAAAUGGCAGACGAAGUCCAAGGCAAAGAAGCCGGAACAGAAUGGCCAUGCAAAAGCUUCCGAGGAUGAUCUCGCCGAUGUGAAGCGGCGUGAGAACGUUGAAGCGAUCACAUCGGCUGCCGAUCUUCUUCUGACUAGAGGCAAGACCGACAUCUACGACACGGAGCGAGAACUACUCAUUCGUCAAUGGUCACGCGAGAGUGGCGAGCAGUGGGCUGAACCGUCAAAGGAGAAGCAAGACAACGGAGUGAAGACAUGGCAAUACCGCUGGACGGAUGCCAGGGACGGUGGUCAUAUAAAUGGACCAUAUGAUAGUCUAACCAUGCACCAAUGGAAUGAAGCCGGAUACUUUGGCGAAGGGGUCGAAUUUCGACCAGUGGGCGAUGAUACUUGGAGCCGUGUUGCCGACUUCUCAUAA
Molecule: messenger RNA, 1359 nt
Organism: Cyphellophora europaea CBS 101466
Lineage: Eukaryota; Fungi; Ascomycota; Eurotiomycetes; Chaetothyriales; Cyphellophoraceae
Exons: 1
Coding region: 1-1359 (452 amino acids)
Cellular component (GO): U5 snRNP
Molecular function (GO): protein binding
Source: RefSeq, a predicted model, not a curated record